UAAGACUUCGACUCCUGUAAGCUCGACGGUUUUUGACCAGCAUCCACGUCAACAUGGCAAAGAAAACAGGACUUCUGCUUCUAGCUGAGGGAGCUGAGGAAAUGGAGGCUGUAAUAACUGUCGAUGUUCUCCGAAGAGCUGGGGUUCUCGUCACUGUUGCCAGCGUCGGCAAUAGUAAUAUUGUUACCUGCAGCCGAGGAGUGAAAAUACAGUCCGAUGAAACUUUAUCUGAUGCAACAAAGGGUAAGACUUAUGAUGUAGUAAUCCUACCUGGUGGACUUGGUGGAUCCGAAGCAUUAGCUAAGUCAGAGGAGGUUGGUGGCAUUCUCAAAGAUCAGUUGAAAGGAGACAGAUUAAUUGCUGCUAUAUGCGCAGCACCAACUGCGCUGAAAGCUCAUGGAAUAGCAGAGGGAAAGAAAAUAACCUGCUACCCGUCGAUGAAGGAUAAAGUUGAGGGAGCUUAUACAUGGGUGGAUGAAAAAGUUGUGAUCGAUGGGAAAUUGAUCACCAGCCAAGGGCCUGCAACUGCUUAUCUUUUCGGACUGGCUAUCAUCGAAACAUUGAUUGGUAAAAAAGAAGCAUUGACCGUUGCCAAAGGUAUGUUGUGUGGCGAUUACAAGUAACAAGGGAGAAUAAGAUUGCAAGCAAAAAUGACGCAGUCUGGGUAACUAUAAAUAUUUGGUUUGGAUAGUUCUUUUUAUAAAUAAUGAUCUGUAAUGUGGCGAAUAAAAGAAAAAAACAGACUUCCCAAAGA
Athalia rosae (coleseed sawfly) is the source of this 754-nucleotide messenger RNA. RefSeq names its product protein dj-1beta. Gene Ontology annotation, biological process: protein deglycation, glyoxal removal; guanine deglycation, glyoxal removal. Gene Ontology annotation, cellular component: cytosol; nucleus. Bases 54 to 623 code for a protein of 189 amino acids. Gene Ontology annotation, molecular function: protein deglycase activity. The record is from RefSeq and is a predicted model, not a curated record. The transcript has 4 exons. NCBI's taxonomy places the organism in Eukaryota, Metazoa, Arthropoda, Insecta, Hymenoptera, Athaliidae.